UCUCGCUCCUCACACAACGAGGCUCUUUAAGCCCCGGCGCGCGACACAGAGCAGGCAUUCAGAGCGCGAGCGAGGGGGCUGAACCGACGGACUCUCGCGCUGGGCGGGCGACCUGCUUCAGUGCAGUUUUUCAUCAGAUCUAUAUCCUCGGGAAGACGGCGGAUGGAUUCAUUCUGAAAGAACGGACAUUGUGAAAAAAAAAAAAACAAGCGUGUUGAAUUUCCUCUGAAGGACCUAAAAUACAUAUUCAAUAAUAAUAAUAAAAAGUAUAGUUUUAGUAAAAAUACUAAAAAAUAGUUUUUAGAGAAUUAAAAAAAAAAGGCCCUGUGAGGAAAAACUAGACCUACCGCAGACACCUGUGGCCGCAGAGCGAGAGGACCGAUGUCGGCGGAGGAGCACAGUAUGUCAGAGGUGGAAAUGAGUCCCGGGGUCUCGGACGACGGUCACUCCAUGUCCCCCGGUCACUCGUCCGGUGCUCCCGGCGGGGCGGACUCCCCUCUUCCCGGUCAAGCGUCUCAGAUGCAGGGCGUCGGUGAUGAUGAGCCCGGAGUCUCCGCCGGGGUGUCGGUGAAGUCCGACGAAGACGACGACCGCUUCCCCAUCGGCAUCCGUGAGGCGGUCAGUCAGGUGCUCAACGGCUACGACUGGACGCUCGUGCCGAUGCCCGUGCGCGUGAACUCGGGCAGCAAGAGCAAGCCGCACGUGAAGCGGCCGAUGAACGCGUUCAUGGUGUGGGCGCAGGCGGCGCGCAGGAAACUAGCGGAUCAGUAUCCGCACCUGCAUAACGCCGAGCUCAGUAAAACACUCGGAAAACUCUGGAGGCUGCUGAAUGAGUCCGAUAAGAGGCCGUUUAUCGAGGAAGCCGAGCGUUUGAGGAAGCAGCAUAAGAAAGAUUACCCUGAGUACAAGUACCAGCCACGUAGACGCAAGAACGGCAAACCGGGAUCCAACUCUGAGGCCGACGGCCACUCUGAGGGUGAGGUCAGUCACAGCCAAUCGCAUUACAAAAGCCUGCACCUGGAGGUGGCACAUGGCGGGGCCGCAGGAUCACCAUUGGGCGAUGGACACCAUCCACACGCUACAGGUCAGAGUCAUAGCCCUCCGACACCCCCUACCACUCCUAAAACAGAAUUACAGGGCGGUAAAUCCGGCGAGGGGAAGCGUGAAGGCGGAUCCUCCAGGAGCGGUUUAGGGGUCGGAGCAGACGGAAGCUCCGCCUCCUCUUCCGCCAGCGGAAAACCGCAUAUUGAUUUUGGAAAUGUGGACAUUGGCGAGAUCAGCCAUGAUGUGAUGGCCAACAUGGAGCCAUUCGAUGUAAACGAGUUCGACCAGUACCUGCCGCCCAAUGGGCAUCCGCAGUCGUCGAGUGGCACAAGCGUCGGCUCUUCGGCUUCGCCAUACACUUACGGCAUCUCCAGUGCAUUGGCGGCCGCUAGCGGUCACUCCACCGCCUGGCUUUCCAAGCAGCAGCUGCCGUCCCAGCAGCACUUGGGAUCAGAUGGCGGGAAAACGCAGAUUAAGAGUGAGACGCACUUCUCCAGUGAUGCAGCGGCUGCGGCGAGUGGCUCGCACGUCACCUACCUGCCACACUACAGCGCCGCCUUCCCUUCGUUGGCAUCCCGCGCGCAGUUCGCCGAAUACGCCGAGCACCAGGCAUCCGGCUCGUACUAUGCCCACUCUAGCCAGACUUCUGGCCUCUACUCCGCCUUCUCCUACAUGGGCCCCUCGCAGAGGCCCCUGUACACCGCCAUUCCAGAUCCCGGCUCUGUGCCACAGUCGCACAGCCCAACGCAUUGGGAGCAGCCCGUAUACACCACCUUAUCACGACCGUGACACAACGUUCUGGUUUGGUAUCCAGUCGCUGAAGGGUCCAACAGAAGUGUGACUGAAAAUCAUGACACAUGCUCACCUGCACCACAAUCUGCACAGACUGAAAUCUGAGAGAAACUUGCGUGUGUGGAGAUCUGCAGGGAACAUAUUCUCACGUGCCUCAGGCUUAUAAAACCUUCACGACCCGACACAGAUUCACUCAACACUAGAUGAAGGAGGCCGAAAUUUGACACCAGUGGUCCUUCAUGAGACAUAUUACCAAAGUUCUGAGACCAAAACAUUACAAAAA
Molecule: messenger RNA, 2119 nt
Organism: Cyprinus carpio (common carp)
Lineage: Eukaryota; Metazoa; Chordata; Actinopteri; Cypriniformes; Cyprinidae
Product: transcription factor SOX-10
Biological process (GO): morphogenesis of an epithelium; negative regulation of transcription by RNA polymerase II; peripheral nervous system development
Cellular component (GO): nucleus
Molecular function (GO): DNA-binding transcription factor activity, RNA polymerase II-specific; RNA polymerase II cis-regulatory region sequence-specific DNA binding
Source: RefSeq, a predicted model, not a curated record